Molecule: messenger RNA, 2133 nt
Organism: Acanthamoeba castellanii str. Neff
Lineage: Eukaryota; Discosea; Longamoebia; Acanthamoebidae
Exons: 12
Coding region: 1-2133 (710 amino acids)
Cellular component (GO): plasma membrane
Molecular function (GO): volume-sensitive chloride channel activity; intracellularly calcium-gated chloride channel activity
Source: RefSeq, a predicted model, not a curated record
AUGUCGGCGUCAGCAGGGUCCUGGCUAGCCCUGGCCUGUGUAGUGGCGCUACUCGCGGUGCCGCGCUACUCGGCGGACCUCGAGCCCGUACCGCCCGACUUCCGACCCACCCACCCCGACUACCAACAGGCCCUGCUCCUGCUGACCAUCGCUGCAAUCGCCGGGUGUUUGCUGGUGCUUAGCUGCGGCGGGUGCUUCUCGUGCGUAGCGGCGGGCCUGCUGCGCGUAGCGGCCGAUAGAAACAGAAGGAAGCCCAGAAGCACCAAGAGGCCGCAUCGCCAGUGGCGGACGUGCUUGUGGGUUGCUGCCACCGCUAUGUUGGCCUUCACGGGAGUCGCCUUAGAGCUCAACUCAUCAGGAUGUCCCGACCCCAGGUUCGUAGGGGUUAAUCUUGCUACUGCCUCCGUCCGGUUGGGCCAUGACAUCGGCCACUCCUUUCAACCCCUCCACAACCUGAGCAAGGAGGUGGGCCACGCGCUGGACACCGCCCAGGCUCUGCUGGCGGACAGUGAAGCAGCCUACCCCCGGGUGCUCUUCCUGCGCGACCUUGCACUCUCCCUCGAGCCCCAGGUCGAUGCCCUGCACCGCAGUGUAGACCAGUUGCUCGACGUCCUCCGCCGCUACCCCCAUGCUCGAGAGCUCGAUCGGCAACUGGGGCGUCUGACCGGCAGGAGCGUGAUUCGGGACAUGCCUCAACUCUUCCCCAGCCUUCGCAAUCAGCUGCAUUCACUGGACACCCUUCUGCUCUCCCCGAUUCAAGCUCCACUCACUUCAUUAAAUCAGGAGAUCUCUGCUCUACAAGGGGUGAUCAACGUGCAGGCCAUCGGCGGGCUGCAGUUCGGACUGUUCUUCUUCAUGAGCCUCGAGUCCGCUCUCCUCUCCGAUGCAAGGUUCGACAGGGACCUCUUGCACUGGCUCGACUCCAAGGAAAGGGAAGUACAGCCGAUCAUCUUGGCCAAGCUGCGUCAGCUCGUGAACGCCGUCGUGGCCGAACGAAGCCACUACCCCUCUGGCGUUGUGCACCAAGCCCAAAUCAUCGACCAGAAGUACCUGCGAGCGGAUGAAGCGCUCGAGGCCAUCGGGCCUGUAGAUGCCCUCAUCCAGGCGCUCUCCUCGUCGGAUUACUCCACUCCGGAGGUGGCGAACGCCCUACGCGACCUAUUGCAGGUCCUGGACCAGAAGCUCACCCCGAGGGGGUUGGUCGAAGCGAGGAAGCUCAAGAGCGGCAUUGCAUUCCUCGCGGACCGAGCUGCCAUCGACCGAAUGAAGGAGAACCUUGUCGACAAACAGUUUGGAGCCUAUCAGCGCAAGAUGGCCCAUGUCAAGAGUGCCGACGUCAACUCUCUCCUCGUCCGGUGGCACCAGCUCCACACCAAACUCAGGGAUGGCCUGGGCAACGUUACUGCCCACUGGGCACGGGUCAUCGUCUUGUUGUUGGUGGCCGCCCUGUGGUGCAGCCUCGAGAUGGGACUCUACCUGCCGGCGUCCGUGGCGAUUGCCGACUGGUGCGCGGCGCCCGAGGACUCUGUCGUGUCCCUCCUCCGCGAGCAUGCGUCCUUGCCCCUGGAGAGCACCGUCCACUACUACCUCCAGUGCAAGGGCGAAAACCUGCUCGUCCCUUCUCUCGACUACGCCAGCCAAGAGCUGCACAAGGCCACCACCGAGCUCAAUCAUGGGAUGAACUACACGCUCGUCGUGCCCUCGGCCAAGAACAUCACGACGGAGCUGAUGACGGCUCUAGUGGACGGCGAGAGCCGACUCGAGUCGGUGCGAAGGUUGACCAACUGCAGCAUUGCCAGGACCCCGUUCGACCAGGUCAAGUCUGCGAUGUGUGGCGAGCUGCUGCGAGGGUCCGUCCAUCUGAUGCUGGGCCGGAUGGCGAUGGUGCUCCUGGUCUCGUUCGCCCUCUUUUCCGCGUGGCUGGCCGUCGCAGCCCACGCCAACUACGCCGACGCUGUCGCCGCGAGGCUGCCGCUCCUCUGGAUCGACAGCGGAGAGGAGGAGUACCUCAAGCUGUCCACCACCGAUGACGCCGACCACCAGGACCACCAUGAUCAAGCAGACGAGGACAAGGCAUCGAGCCCCCUUAGAGAAGGGAUCUCCGCCCACCAAUCAGGCAUUGGCAAUUCGUGA